Messenger RNA from Solanum lycopersicum (tomato), 924 nucleotides. RefSeq names its product N-terminal acetyltransferase A complex subunit NAA10. Gene Ontology annotation, cellular component: NatA complex. Lineage: Eukaryota; Viridiplantae; Streptophyta; Magnoliopsida; Solanales; Solanaceae. Gene Ontology annotation, biological process: N-terminal protein amino acid acetylation. The record is from RefSeq and is marked validated. Gene Ontology annotation, molecular function: protein-N-terminal-glutamate acetyltransferase activity; protein N-terminal-serine acetyltransferase activity.
GGCCAUUCUAUGAAGCCCAAAUAAAAAGCCCAAAUUGCUAAUUGCCUAUCAAUUCCUGACGAACACGAUACAGUUCCCCUCUUGUAAAAAUCUGUGCAAACCCUAAUUAUCGUGUGAGAUUGAGAUUGAAAAAUGGUGUGCAUACGAAAGGCGACGAUAGAUGAUUUGCUUGCUAUGCAAGCAUGCAAUUUGUUAUGCCUUCCUGAGAAUUACCAGAUGAAGUACUACUUCUACCACAUACUUUCGUGGCCUCAGCUUCUGUACGUUGCUGAAGAUUACAAUGGUAAAAUUGUGGGAUAUGUGUUAGCAAAAAUGGAAGAGGAAACCACUGAGUGCCAUGGGCACAUCACUUCCCUUGCCGUAGUCAGGACUCACCGGAAACUUGGUUUGGCUACUAAGCUCAUGACCGCUGCUCAGAAUGCUAUGGAACAGGUGUUUGGAGCAGAGUAUGUGUCUCUGCAUGUUAGGAAGAGCAACAGGGCCGCAUUUAAGCUGUAUACAGAGACAUUAGGAUAUAAGAUUCAUGAUAUGGAAGCCAAGUACUAUGCAGAUGGGGAAGAUGCUUAUGAUAUGAGGAAGGAAUUGAAGGGCAAGAAGCACCACCAGCAUCACCAUCACCACCACCACCACGGUGGUGGGUGUUGCUCUGGUGAGGUGAAGGUAGGACCAAAGGAAGGAGCAGCAGAAACAAAAGCAGCAUAAUUAUGGACCUAAAGUUUGGGACUUGGAAAUUUCGUGGAGUUCACAAGAAAUAUAUGUUACUAAUGUAUGUGUUCUACAUGAAACAACUACACCUUGUAAGGUUGGAACAUUGGUACAAGUAAUGCUUUUGGUUUUUCUGAUAUUGUAUUCACAUUUCAUAUCUAUUUUCUGAAGAAACUAUUGAAAAAUGAAUUUCCAAAAGUUAUCCAUCUUGAUUAAAUA